AUUUGCGCAAAAGCAUAUUUGGAGCAACAACUUCCUCUUGCCUCGUCACAAGGCCAUAUCCUUUAAUGUGCUGAAAACAAAAAAGAUCUAUUUUGGUCGUUUCAUUUUGGGAAAGAAAUGGCACGUCUGUGGAUUUUAUUUUUCAUUCUAUUCUUAGUGGAAAAAAAGGAGUGAUUCAAAACGUGUGGUGCUUAACUGAACAGUGUACAAGAAAACAUUUUGUGAGUACAAAAUCAAUAAGCAAUAAAACUGCUGAUAUUAUGUACACUUUAUGGGAUUUGGGAAGCGUUUUGAUUGAGCUGUGCACCCCAGAUUCAGAAUUACGUAAAAGUUAUCUUUUCAACAUUCCUUGCCUCAAAGACUUGAUUGAGACUGAAGACGAAAAUAUCAACAGCUGCAUCAAAACAAGGGACGACGUUAUUGAUAAUUAUACACAAUCAUGGGAUCAUUCAAUCUAUGGAUCGGCUGAUAUGAAUUUACGAAUGGAUAGAGAUUGCAUGAGAAACGCAUACCUUCUGGCUUGUAUAGCUGAUAAAACGAAGGAAUCUUGUGGUGAAGCUACAAGCAAUCUUAUCUUGGACAUUCUGAAGCGAUCCAACGCUCUCAAAUGGAUAGACUGCAGACAAGAGAAAAUAGAGGAAUUAAACACGAAAUUCUUAGAUUAUCUCAAGCUAAACGGUGACAAGAGAAAGAUAUUUUCUUCAGUUUUUGGCGGAUAAACUGUUAGAAAAAUUAUGAAAUGCAAACGUAGAAAAUCAACGUAAAAGAUGUGUCAAGUGAUAAAAUUUUAUAUCAAUGUAAUGAUAGGAAAUGAUUUGAUUUCAGUGUUAUAAACACGUGAAAGUAUCACUUGCGGAAGCAUUUACAUUGUUGGAAUGAAUUUAAUAAUUUUUUAAAUAAUAUUAUAGCUUUAAGAUGUCCGAGUAAGUUCAGAGGUUUUUUUUUGAAAAAUAUAU
Molecule: messenger RNA, 956 nt
Organism: Argiope bruennichi
Lineage: Eukaryota; Metazoa; Arthropoda; Arachnida; Araneae; Araneidae
Exons: 5
Coding region: 261-719 (152 amino acids)
Source: RefSeq, a predicted model, not a curated record